Bombina bombina (fire-bellied toad) is the source of this 1365-nucleotide messenger RNA. Its product is annotated as keratin, type I cytoskeletal 19-like. Lineage: Eukaryota; Metazoa; Chordata; Amphibia; Anura; Bombinatoridae. The record is from RefSeq and is a predicted model, not a curated record. Gene Ontology annotation, molecular function: structural molecule activity.
AUGAGCCACAGUAUUAAGCAAAUUCAUUCUUCAGCUGGAAGUUGUCAUGCUGUCAGUCAUUCUCCUAAGAUUUCCAGCCAUGUCUCUUCAGUGCAUAUUGGAAGCUUUCCCAAGAUCCAUCAUGCAAGUUCUCAUAAAGUCUACCAAGGAGGAUCCCAUAUCCCCCAUCAUGGAGAGUCUAAAAAAGGUCACCAUGGAUACUCCAACAUUUCUCUUCAUGUAGGAUCUCAUGCUUCUCAUCAUGGGGGUCGCUUUAGAGCUCCCAGUGUUCAUGGUGGAUCAGGAGGAAAGGGUAUCUCUAUCUCCAAGCAUUCAUCUUUCACUCAUGGAUGUGGCUAUGGAAGUGCACAUAGUGGCUAUGCGAUUGGAAGUCAUUUUAGUGGCCAAAGUGGAUGGAAGAAUGAUGGUCUGUUGAGUGUCAAUGAGAAGGAAACCAUGCAGCAUCUGAAUGACCGACUGGCAACUUACCUAGAAAAGGUGCGUUCACUGGAGCAGGAAAACACUCAGCUGGAGAGGAAUAUCCGAGAGUGGUACGACAGAAACCAGCCAGCAUUUGCCGAUUUUAGCAACUUCUUCAGGACUAUUCAAGAGCUCCAGGGACAGAUAUCUGCAGCUAGUACAGAAAACGCCAGACUUGUCCUCCAGAUAGACAAUUCCCGACUGGCAAUUGAUGACUUUAAAAACAAGUAUAAUCACAGGUUGAGAAACAGUAUUGAGGCUGAUGUUACCAGUCUGCGCAGAGUCCUAGAAAGUCUGAACAUAGAAAGACGUGAUCUAGAAGUCCAAGUGCAAAAUCUCCAAGAAGAGCUACAGCAGAUGAGGAAAAACCAUGAAGAGGAGGUCAGCUGUCUUCGUGCUCAGCUGGGUGCCAGGGUCAGUGUGGAGGUCGAUGCUGCCCCAUCUGUUGAUCUCAACAGAGCUUUAUCUGAAAUCAGAGAACAGUAUGAGAACUCGAUGGAGAGAAACAUGAGGGAUGUUGAGAACAUGUUCAUGCAAAGGAGUGAUGAGCUGAACCGUCAGGUACUUUCUGGCUCUGAGCAGCUACAGACAGUCCAAACUGAAAUCAUUGAGUUAAGACGCACUGUCCAGACCCUGGAGAUCGAGUUACAAAGCCAACUAAGCAUGAAAUCAGCUCUGGAAAACACCUUGGCCGAGACAGAGGCCUCUUUUGGCUCCCAGCUUGCACAAUUACAAGACAUGAUCAAUGGCGUUGAAGCACAGUUGUCUCAGAUCCGAUCUGAUCUAGAAAGACAGAACAAUGAGUACAGAAUGCUCAUGGACCAGAAGACCCAUUUGGAGAUGGAGAUCUCCACCUACAAAUGCCUACUGGAUGGGCAUGAUACCCAGCCACCAUUUCUCCAGUAG